Messenger RNA from Coregonus sp. 'balchen', 23012 nucleotides. Lineage: Eukaryota; Metazoa; Chordata; Actinopteri; Salmoniformes; Salmonidae. The record is from the annotation of a GenBank genome assembly.
CAGUCCCAGCCUUCCCUGCCUCCAUCAACCAGUCUCAUUAUCCAGAGUGGGCCCUUCUUUGAUCCCUAUCGGGAGUUUGGAGAUGAUGAAACGUCCAGGGGAGAGCAUCGAGGGAGGGGUGUGUGUUUGUGUGUGUACGUGUGUGUGUGAGGGGGCUCUGGGUGGGACAGAUGUCCAAGCCACACGUGCCUUUAAGCACCAAACAACCCCCCCCCCCCCUCCCCCCCCCCCUUUGCACACACACACCUCCCCCUCAAAGCACCCAUCCAGCUCAUGCCACCAAUCCCCCCCAACACACACACACACGCACACACACCCUCCAUGACAGCUGUGGUCCUAGCAGUAGCACAGACAGGGAUGUCUGUCUGCGUCCCAACACUAAUAGCCGCUCCAUUAUGAGGGGUAACUAGAGAUCGUCUGUCCCCCAGGUACACACACACACAUACACAAACAUGUGAACACACACACAAUCUGACAGACACUUCUGCAAUUUACGAGAAGGUUUCAUACCAAAUGCCAUUGAUUAUUUGGUUUUUCUAAAAAUGUAAUUCAUCUCUGCACAAUGCAUGCCAUUUCAGUGUAUAGCCUACCAAAUUCUUACCUGGUCUACCUUAUGAACCCAUGUUGACAUAGACUAUCUGCCAUGUUGAGUAGAUUUAUAAAACCAAUAAGGCAAUUUUACAAGAACCAAAUAACCCCAAUUGCUUACUGCUUUCAGCUCAUUACCCUCAAUUGGACAAAUCAGCUUUGAUUUUCCUUAAACAAAAGAGAGAGAGAGAGAGAGAGGGAGAGAGAAAGAGAGAGGGAGAGAGAGACUGUGAGAGAGAGUGAGAGAGAGAGAGAGGGAAAGAAAGAGGAAGAGAGAGAAGAGAGAGAGGUAGCCACAGUAGUGUCUCUGUUUGUGGGAAAGGGUAUUGACGCACAAAUAUCAUACCCCCAAGACAUGCUAACCUCUCACCAUUACAAUAACGGGGGAGGGGGUAUGAUAUUUGUUAGUCUGUAACUUCCUCACUCAUCAUUAUUCACAAUUCAUUCAGGAUUGUCUGUAAUCAUGGUAGCAUCCACAUUAAUGUAGAAGUAUUUAGAAACACAUUCUACUCUUAUUUACAAUACAAGUGACUCCAAAAUGACAAUACAUUAUUUACCAUUAAUUUCUAUUGGGCACAAAAUAAUCUAAAACACAACCAAAAUGAACAGCAAAUGCAUCCAACAAAUUUGUAGAGUCACAAGCUUGAUGUAGUCAUUGCAUGCUAUGAAUAUGCGACCAAAUACUUACCUAUUAAGUGAAUUUGUCCCAAUACUUUUGGUCCCCUAAAAUAGGAGGGACUAUGUACAAAAUGUGCUGUAAUUUCUAAACGGUUCACCCGAUAUGGAUGAAAAUACCCUUAAAUUAAAGCUGACAGUCUGCACUUUAACCUCAUAGUCACCGUAUUCCAAAGUGCUGGAAUACAGAGCCAAAACAAAAAAACAAAUUGUCACUGUCCCAAUACUUUUGGAGCUGACUGUAUAACACCCCACCCAGCAGACUGUCGACCAAUCGUGUUCACGUUGUCACGUUGCGUAACGCGGCUGCUAAGCUAUUCAUCACACAAUCCCUUCUCAAAGUCAGGGUAUGAGUCAAGAAACGUGCCUAUUUUCCUCGAAAGUAUGUAAUGUCACAAUUCCAAAGCUGUACAAUAUUACAGAUAGCAAGUUAAAUAUCUCACAUCUCUGAAAAUAUUUGUAAUGUUGGACUUCUUGUUGACAAAAUUCAUGCUAAUGUUCGGUUUUUGAGCUAGUGCCCAAUUGACUCCCAUUCACUCCUUGAAGGAGAGCUCUCCGUGUCCCAGAAUUGCCCAGAAUGCACCACGUGGCCCCAAUGAUGUAGCAUGGGCAACGUACACAAUGGGUAUUAAUAUGAUUCCAACUGAGUUUCCCAUCUCCUCAAAAGUAGCUCUGGCUCUGCUCAACGAACGAAGAGACAUGAGAAAGCAGUUAGCUGUUAGCUACUUUAAAGGUCACACUAAACCCCGACAAAAAUCAAGGAACAUUAUAUUUGACGAGGUUUAAGCACUUCUGACACCAUGUUAUGAUCUUAGUCAGAUAUGGCUGUACUGUGCAGCAGAGCACGAGCAAAUGACUCAACUUCAAAAUGUUUGUGAUCAAUUUAGUGAUACCCGAGCCCUGCCCGUACCCUAGUUAUUGAUGAAAAAACAGUCCCUACCUGGCCCUAACCCGAUGUAUAACGUCGGGGCCCUCGGGCUCGCAUCGGGUAGCAGAACUCUAAUGUCACUGUCACUCAAUGUGUGUAUGUGUGGCUGCAUGUGUAUUUGUGUCUUAAGAAAUAAUUUACAGGCCAAUCCUAGAGUAAAGUGUAGGGCCCAGAAGCCCAUGGGGCCCCCAUGGGGAGGCCCUUAAGGCAUACUAUCUGCACACCACCCCCACCCCCACCCCCAGUCCCACCCACCAACAGUCACUAUUAUUGAUCACCAAUUCGGGGACCCCUCCAAUACACUCAAUCCCCCCACCCCCUAUACAUCUGUCUAUGCAUCUGGUUUCCGAGACAAAAUAAACAUACAUCUCCCUCAUAGAGAAAACGGACAUGCAAACCAUAAAGCCAUAUAGACUGGGUUUCAUGUCUGAACAAUAUGUCAAAGUUGACAUUCUGACAUUCUUGGGGGGUGGGGUGGAUGGGCCUAGGCCUAUUUAAUUCAACACAGGAGAUGAGGCAAAGAUUGCAUACAUUGACCUUUUCAUUAUAGGCACUGGCCGGUUUCAUUGAAUGUCAAACACACCCCAUUGAUACAGCACAGGAGACGGAGGCUUAGACGGCUAUGAAUAAACUAUGACUUUGGGUAAAUCCAAAGUCGUAUAAUGUAUUAGGAUUUGAAUCUCCGAUUUCGAAUCGUAUCAGGGGUCUAGUGGGCUUGUUAAAGUGUGUGUGAGGAUAUUAUGUUUCACUGGUUCUAAAUCAGAUCAAUGCUUGAGGAUGAUAAAAUGCAGCGAUUAGUGCGUGUGGAGGCCUCAAUAACCCGUCUCCUGUGUGUGUGUGAGUUUGUGCGUGCGUGUGUUUGUGUGACAGAUUGCCUCAUAUCAGCUUGAGAUGCAAGAGGACAGAUUGUCAGAUGACCGCCUCAAACCCCCACACAACAGAGCCUGGAACACCUCUCUCUCUCUCUCUCUCUCUCUCUCUCUCUCUCUCUCUCUCUCAGCCUGAGAUCAUCCGUCAUUCUCUGUCUCUCUCUCUCUCCAUCCAUGAGUAGGGCUGCUGAAAAUUACUGACGCUUGUCAGGAGGAAAAAAACACACACAAGCAUCUUCCUGAACAUCUGAUGAACAUUUGAUGAUAACGAUAAAGUGGAUUUUUAAUUAAAAGUGAGCCGCCUGCCUGCCCCAAGCAUUUAUAUCAAAUCAGGAGCACAAACAAUGCACUGAUAUAUUAGCAAGGACCUGACAUUGAAUAGUGUCGUUGUAGUGGGGGCAUAUUUAAAGUGUGACACAUCACAAAGAGUCAUUCGCCGGUCACUGGUGAAGAGAUUGAUUUCAUAAAUAUGCGCAGCUUAUUUUCUUUGUUCGAUUCAAUGUAAUGGAUAUGUUUGCAUGUCGAUGACUGAGUGGUAAGCUUAGACUUGCUAUUUGUCAUUCUGUAUGACUAGCGUAUUUGUCAUUAGUGUACACACACAGCUAUAUUGGCUGAGAGAUGCACGUUGACAGCUAACUCAAACAGAUGUACCUUGUGAUUGUUGAGUGUAAAAUGUAAUGGCACUGGAGGAGAUGGCUGCCGUUUUACGGGCUCCUAACCAAUUGUGCUAUUGUGUGUGUUUUUUCACGUUAUUUGUAACUUAUUUUGUACAUAAUGUUUCUGCCACCGUCUCUUAUGACCGAAAAGAGCUUCUGGAUAUCAGGACAGCGAUUACUCACCUAGUACUGGAUGAAGAUAUUUUCUUUAACGAGUCGGACACAAAGGAUUUACUUCAGACAGCCGACAAGGCCCAAAUCCCUGUCAUUCGCAUGAAGAAGAGACGCAGAUAUCGGGGACGUAGGUCGGGGUGCCUUGUAAGGAUCCGACGGUGAGUGGGUAAUCUGCCUCUACCAUCAGUCCUAUUAGCCAACGUACAAUCAUUGGAUAAUAAAAUGGAUGAGCUCUGAUCAAAAAUAUUCUACCAACGGGACAUUAAAAUCUGUAAUAUCUUAUGUUUCACCGAGUAAUGGCUGAAUGAUGACAUGGAUAACAUACAGCUGGCGGGGUUUUCGGUGCAUCGGAAAGAUAGAACAGCUGCCUCCGGUAAGACAAGGGGUGGCGGUCUGUGUAUAUUUGUAAAUAUCAGCUGGUGCACGAAAUCUAAUAUUAAGGAAGUCUCAAGGUUUUGCUCGCCUGAGGUAGAGUAUCUCAUGAUAAGCUGUAGACCACACUAUCUCCCAAGAGAGUUUUCAUCUACAUUUUUUGAGGCUGUCUAUUUACCACCACAAACCGAUGCUGGCACUAAGACCGCACUCAAUGAACUGUAUACGGCCAUAAGCAAACAGGAAAACGCUCAUGCAGAGGUGGCGCUCCUAGUGGCCGGGGACUUUAAUGCAGGGAAACUUCAAUCCGUUUUACCUCAUUUCUACCAGCAAGUUAAAUGUGCAACCAGAGGGAAAACAACUCUAGACCACCUUUACUCCACACACAGAGACGCGUACAAAGCUCUCCCUCGCCAUCCAUUUGGAAAAUCUGACCAUAAUUCUAUCCUCAUGAUUCCUGCUUACAAGCAAAGACUACAAAGGGAGGCACAGCCGCGAGCUGCCCAGUGACACAAGCCUACCAGACGAGCUAAAUUAUUGCUAUGCUCGCUUCGAGGCAAGUAACACUGAAACAUGCAUGAGAGGAUCAGGUGUUCCGGAUGACUGUGUGAUCAUGUUCUCCAUAGCCGAUGUGAGUAAGACCUUUAAACAGGUCAACAUUCACAAGGCCGCAGGGCCAGACGGAUUACCAGGACGUGUACUCCGAGCAUGCGCUGACCAACUGGCAAGUGUCUUCACUGACAUUUUCAACCUCUCCCUGUCUGAGUCUGUAAUACCAACAUGUUUCAAGCAGACCACCAUAGUCCCUGUGCCCAAGAACACUAAGGUAACCUACCUAAAUGACCACCGACCCGUAGCACUCACGUCUGUAGCUAUGAAGUGCUUUGAAAGGCUGGUCAUGGCUCACAUCAACACCAUUAUCCCAGAAACCCUAGACCCACUCCAAUUUGCAUAUCGCCCCAAUAGAUCCACAGAUGAUGCAAUCUCUAUUGCGCUCGACACUGCCCUUUCACACCUGGACUAUGUGAGAAUGCUAUUCAUUGACUACAGCUCAGCGUUCAACACAAUAGUGCCCUCAAAGCUCAUCACUAAGCUAAAGACCCUGGGACUAAACACCUCCCUCUGCAACUGGAUCCUGGACUUCCUGACAGGCCACCCCCAGGUGGUAAGGGUAGGUAACAACACAUCCACCACGCUGAUCCUCAACACGGGGGCCCCUCAGAGGUGCGUGCUCAGUCCCCUCCUGUACUCCCUGUUCACUCAUGACUGCAUGGGCAGGCACGACUCCAACACCAUCAUUACGUUUGCCGAUGACACAACAGUGGUAGGCCUGAUCACCGACAAUGUCAAUACAGCCUAUAGGGAGGAGGUCAGAGACCUGGCCGUGUGGUGCCAGGACAACAAACUCUCCCUCAACGUGAUCAAGACAAAGGAGAUGAUUGUGGAAAAAGAAGAGGACCGAGCACGCCCCCAUUCUCAUUGAUGGGGCUGUAGUGCAGCAGGUCGAGAGCUUCAAGUUCCUUGGUGUCCACAUCACCAACAAACUAACAUGGUCCAAGCACACCAAGACAGUCUUGAAGAGGGCACGACAAAACCUAUUCCCCCUAAGGAGACUGAAAAGUUUUGGCAUGGGUCCUCAGAUUCAGUUCUACAGCUGCACCAUCGAGAGCAUCCUGACUGGUUGCAUCACCGCAACCAGUCAGGAUGGGUAGUACAUAUGGCCCAGUACAUCACUGGGGCCAAGCUUCCUGCCAUCCAGGACCUCUAUACCAGGCAGUAUCAGAGGAAGGCCCUAAAAAUUGCCAAAAACUCCAUUGACUGUUACGGCAAGUGGUACCAGAGCGCCAAGCUUCUACCCCCAAGCCAUAAGACUCUUGAACAGCUAAUCAAAUGGCUACCCGGACUAUUUGCAUUGUUGUCGUCCCCCCACCCCCACUUUUACGCUGCUGCUACUCUCUGUUUGUUAUCUAUGCAUAGUCACUUUACCUCUACCUACAUGUACAUAUUAGCUCAAUUACCUCGACUAACCUGUGCCACCGCACAUUGACUCUGUACCGGUACCCCCUGUAUAUAGCCUCACUACUGUUAUUUUACAGCUGCUCUUUAAUUAUUUGUUAUUUUUCUUCUUUUACUUUAUUUGUAUUUUUUACUUAUCUAUUUUUUACUUAACUCUUAUUUUUCUUAAAACUGCAUUGUUGGUUAAGGGUUGUAAGUAAGCAUUUCACUGUAACACGUGACAAAUACAAUUUGAUUUGAUUUGAUUUGAAAAGCUCUAGCUCACUUAAAAACGGCUUCUGAGAUGAGAAAUAUAUUUUUGUUAGUUGAUAGAUGGAAUAGGGUUUCCUUCAUUAGGGUCUACAUUUCUAAUGACAGGUGUGUCUCCAUACAGUACUUCACCUUGUUUUGUUUAUAAGCAAUUAUUGUGUAUCUGUGUGUGUUUGUUUGCAUAUCUGUGUGUGCAUGUCUCUCGGCUUGUGUCGUGUGUCCCUCUCUGUGCGUCCCUGUGUGUGUGUUUCACCCUCCUAAUUGAAGUGGACCGUGCAGGCCUGGCGGUAGGGAUUAUACCUGGCUUUGUUGAGGGGCUUCCCCCGAAGGGGCGUCAGUACUGGCAGGUGAAGGGUCACCUGCUUAAUCUUGCCCCCCAGGGGCUUUAUGGGUAAUUGCCAGUGCCUCAUCAAGUUUCUGUGGAGCCCUCUUCUCUCAAAGCUGCUGGCUUAUGGGCCCUGGUCAAAAGUAGUGCACUAAAUAGGCAAUAGGCUGCCAUUUGUGAUCCAUCCAGUGAAGCAAAGACGAGGGAGGAGAGCGAGGAGAGGUAUCCAGGGACCUAGGAGCAAGGGCCCCUUGCAUCGGGUGUGACAGGUCAACGCAAGCUUUCCCUAACCCUGUGGCACUCCAAUCCGGACCCGGGAAGUAGCAAGCUAAAUAGGUUCCCCCAAACCACAUGCCGUGACUGGACGGGUUCCUGAGUAGUUUUGGUGGUGCACUGUUUUGGUCUGGGUUAAUGAAGGUUUGGUUAAGGUUGAUAUGAUGUUGGGAUAAGGUCAGGGGCUAUGUGUGUUGUGUGUGUUGUGUGUGUGUGUGUGUGUGUGUGUGUGUGUGUGUGUGUGUGUGUGUGUAGGAGGGAGGGAGGGAGGGAGGGAGGGAGGGAGGGAGGGAGGGAGGGAGGGAGGGAGGGAGAGCGAGGGUCCCAAAGGCUGUGUGGUCCACUCCAAUGAUUGGAGUCUAGGGAAAGGGGCAGUAGUAUGGGAGCUAACAUAUACCCUAUGGACAAGUAUACAUGCACUAGGCAAGGGCUUAGAAAUAGCAAUGAUAUACUCAUAAAUAAGAUGAGGUAAAGGCACUACAAUCUACCAUCGUCAAGGAGAUGGAGACGUUGAGCGGUUUAACACCAGUCUCAACAGUUUAUUCACCCCAGAAAACCUCUCUUCCAGCAUAUAUGUCUGUGGCACUGUUGGGUGGAAAUAAAACACAUCCCCCAUUCUCUCUCAAUCUGACACUGAUCUGGCAUGACCUUGCUUAUCAACAAAACAUGCUGAUGUAUGGAGAUACACACACACGCACCCACACACACGAGAAGGGACGCCACGCUAUCUUGACAUUUUGAGAAAUGAUCACAAAUGUAAGCGAUGAGAUGGCCCCAUUGACAGAGAUAGGGAGUGAGUCCUCAUAAGGUAGGUAACCCAUCAUCAGUAUAGAUAAAGAGUGUCCUCAUAAUGGAGGUUAGCCAUGACAGAGAUUGGGAGUGUCCCCAUAAGUCCCCAUAAGGAUGGUUAUGGUAAUGUCCUCAGGUUUUGUUGGCUUUUCUCAUCCUUCAUUAAAGGAGCGAGUUGUCAUUAAUCAGAUAGACUAAGCUCAAAACCACCCUGCUGGGGUGACAUUGCGGGGACAUUAACACUGUAAUUUAGUCACUAAUGACCAGCACAACCCCCCAGGGUAAGCGCAUACACGCAUGUAUAUGCAAAUACACACACACAGAUUCGUCCCUUAAAGAUCUGUGGAUUGAGUUUGAGAGGAAUUCAUUACUGUAAAACAAGGCAGUUGCAGGGUACUGAAAUGGGACCUACCAUCGCUCUCUAUUGAAUCAGUUGCAGGGUACUGAAAUGGGACCUACCAUCGCUCUCUAUUGAAUCAGUUGUAGGGUAUUGCAAUGGGACACACCUGUGAGCUGUUUUCAGCACUGAGUUAACACUAGUAUUUUUCUCGUCUCAUAGUGAGAAAUAAUAGUCGCCACCUCCGUCCCUGGUGGAGUGUUCAGCAAUUAGUCUAGUGUUAAUUAGUCUCACUCACACUAAGUGAGAAGAUAGGAAUAACACGUUUUCUCGGUUCGCUAAGGGAUAGUGAUGCUUUUUGUGUGACUUAAAGCUUUUUAAUCGGAACAUUUGAAUAAUAGACAAUAUAAUACUUGAGCGCUGUUGCAAUUAAUGCCUUCCAACUUUUUUGGGGAGGAAAACUUUUUGGACGGAAAUCUUACCUCUGAUCAUUUUACUGGCAGAUUUGACCGCUCCGCUCUUUCCAUACUCACGGGAGCAGGUUCAGUGUGGCCGUAGUGAGAACAUGUACGCAUUGAUAUAACUUAUGAAUAUUCCUAAUCAGGUUAUCAUAAUGUAUGCAACACAUUCACCCCCAAAACUCUCUCACACAUCAAUAAAUCAUCUACCAGCCUUGAUGUCCGAAUCUGAAAUUCACUCACAUUUGCAAAGAUGAGUGUGCGAUUUUGUGUAGAAUGUUGAGUAACUUUAGAAGGCGAAGACACCCCCUAUUUUCACAAGUUUCCCAUCGGCUAACUGUGGGACAGAAGCUGACGUGAAAGGGAAUUUUUGGCAGGGUCCAUUUUACAAAAGGGGGGUUAAGGGGCAAUAUUUGAGAAGGAUAGGAGCCUGGGGUUAGACAGUGAUCCCUCUCAUAGUUUAGGUACCCCCCCAGCCCCCCCCCCCCCCCCAAAUCCCUAGAGUGGCUUAGGCCAGGCUGCUAGCUCGAAGGCAAGUGAGGCUUUGGCCUCUUUAGGUAGGCCACUGUAUGUCAAGAUCUCAUCUGGGAACAACAAAAGCCUGGAUCACACCUGAAACCUGAUAGGGACUCAAAAAGAGAAGGAGAGAAAGAACAAGGAAAGAGGGAGAGAAAGAAAAUGCCUUCAGGUAGCAACAGCAAGCAGAAGGCUUAAGAAAGAUGCAGGGGAGAAAGAGGGAUGUUGGGAAUGAAGGAUGGAGGGGGGGGACUGACCGAAGACACCUUACAGGCAGAUCCAUCAUGCAUUAUUAAUAGGUAGAUAGAGAACAUGAGAGCGCGAGAGAGAGAGCGCGAGAGAGAGAGAGAGAGAGAGAGAGAGAGAGAGAGAGAGGGGGAGAGAGAGAGAGAGAGAGAGAGAGGGAGAGAGGGAGAGAGAGGAGAGAGAGAGAGAGAGAGAGGGAGGGAGAGAGCAGUGACGUGCGGUGCGAUUGGUGGCUGGGUAGGCACUGGCGAUUAUCAAUGCCAGAUAUACUCACAAAUAAACCUUGAUGAAGCCCAAGUUCACCGUACAACAGAUAGCUCCAACAACCAGAGUGACAUAGACUAUAACCCCCCCCAAACAAAAAAAACACUAAAUGUAAAUACCAAUGUAGCCAGGAUACACAAGCGAUAGCCUGCGAUGGCGGCAUAUUCCAUAUCAACCGACAAAAUGACACUGCUCAACUCAUCUCAACUCAGCUCAGCCAUAGACACUAAAAGUUCAAUAUAUGGACACAUUUAAUCCGAAUAGUUAGCCUUUCACAAUGCAUUCCAAUGCACUGCACACAAACACACACACACACACACACAUAUUAUUACACACAACUAAAUGUAUAUAUAUUAUAAAUAAGGUUCUAACGAAAUUUCCAUAUCAACAAUCAAAAUGACAAAAAAAAUGCAGUUUAAAACGUCAAAAAAGUGUCUCAUCAAAACAAAAUUCAAGCUUUAUAAAUCAAAUAUAUCAAAGGGAUGUUGUGUAUUCUCAUGUUCAUUUAAACAGUAGCCUAACCCGCAAAUUGCAAAGGACAAUGCAAUUAAUUAGGCCUACCUUUACUUUUAAAUGAAGUUCAUUCGUCUGUCCUUCAGGCCGAACCUCUCAGUGUGACAGCGUUUCAGGGCCCAGGAUGACAAAAUGAUAAAACAUGGCUUCCAUUUGAACACUGAUAUUGUCCAAAAUGCUUUAAAACAUUCCUCUCAUCUCUGAUUGGCUGUCUGCGCCGGGCUGCUGUGUCAGGCCGAGUGUGGUACAUUAUAUUGGAUUAUUUUAUGUCCCUUCCUCUGAUGGUCAGGAAGUGCAGGUGUUGGUCUCCCUCUCUGAAUUAUAUCAAGUUAUCCUUGGAAAUUUUGGAGGUGCAGUACAGUGUCCAUUUGUCAGGUUGUUUUUUUCUAGCUAGCUUAAUUAAUUUCAAGGGAUGCGGGUGCCAAAUUAUGUAGACACGGCCAAAUGAACAGAGCUUACCAAAUGAACAGAGCUUACCCACACAACAUGUUUAGGCAAUACGCAUGCACAAAAUAUGAAAUUGGCUCAAUGUAAUGAAUGAUGCUAGGCAAAGCAGUGAGGCCUAUGAUGACCCUGUCCAUCGACAGUGACUGGAAUCAGGAAUGGCCGCGAGUGUCAACGAUUUGAAUGGAUUUGAAUUGAUGGAAAGGAAGGCAUGAAUACCCUGGCAUGUUUCCUGAGGGUUUGAUGCAGUUUUAGCACAUUCUGAGAUUUUGAGCAUAAAAACAUUUUAAAAAACAGAAACAUAAAAAAUAUAAAAAUAAUGAAACAGCUUUUCAUAACAGCUUUUCUUAUUAGAUUAUCACAGGGUAAACACUGCCACUGAAAGAGAGACAGUGUCUUGUUUUGUUGUUCGCCUGAGACCAAAUGAUGAUUGGCCGCAGCAGGCCUCUCAGUGAGCUGGUAAUUUAGCUCUUCAUGUGAUUGGCUGACACACACACACACAUUGUUGACCCUGAGAGUUGAAGUUACCCCUAAGCACUGAUCCAAGGUCAUAUACUCCCAUUUUACUCCCAAUGGUUAAAGUUGGGACUAACAGAUGGGUAAGAUGUCUCUAGAUCUGUCAUUAAGGGCAACUUCUACCCAAAGCACUGAAACUACCUAGAACUCUAUCCAAUCGUCUCUUAUCACUAGCCACUUGUGGCCUAAGUGAAAUACGACCAAAUACCAACUCCACUAUCCUCAUAGUUAUUUUUAACACACUGAUACAGGCUACUGACAUUUUCCAACAGACUCCAUUCAGUUUAAUCCAUAUCAGCAGCAGUCUGGUAUUACAGUAUAUUGGAUCGAGUCCAAAGCAAUAUCCCUUCUGCUCAUAAACUUUAUCCUCACGGAACUUUAUCCUCUGGUGCUAGCUUAAGGGCAUAGCCAGAUUGAGGGAAGAAGAAGGGUUGAUGGUUGAUUGCAUCUGGCAUGUAGGUGUAGAGAGGCACUGGCUGGUAGAGAGAGGGUGGUUGGUUAUUAUUGGUAGAGUUUAUGUUAUUGGUGUGCGUGGUUGUAUGUGUGUGAGAGUGUGUAGGUGUGUUUGUGAGUAUUUCUGUAAGCUUUUGUCUUAUGCUCUGUGUGCAAGUGUGUGUACAUGUUUGUCUCUUUUGUAUGUUCUGUAAGUGUUUGUAUUUCUGUCUCAUGCAUAUGGGUGUGUAUGUGUCUGGGGAGUGUGUUGGGCCGAUUUAAUAAUUCAUCCACUUUGUGUCAGAAAGCAGCUUGUCCAUUAUUGAUGAGCCGCAAUUCCACACACACACACAUUCAGGACAUUGAGUCAAUGAAGACCAUAGGGAGGCAACACACACACACACACACAUUUUUUUAUCACAAGUCAUAUCAUUAUUAUCUCAGUAUUGAGGGGCUUUGGGUCAUUCAACUAAAUCAUACACUGAGAGCCGCUCUUGCUUGUUGAAUUUAAUCUGUUUUGCAUUCACCCCUUAUUUAACAAGACUUGAUAGCGGAGGCAGCUAAGCUUUAUGGCAUACAGUUCGUACUUACACAUGAAACUUAGCCUACAUUAUAAUGCAUUUAUGCAGCCACCCUGUACAGUGAAAGAUGUGGUAGACUACCCUAACUUAUGAAUUCUGAUGUGGACUUUCACGGUAUCUUUGUGUCUGUCCCUGACAGAGGGAAAGGUGGAGCUAUUAUGAUCUUGCUAUUACCUUUCCAAUCGUAUUGCAUCAGGGGGUUAGGGGUUGAUUUGGAAUUGGGUACUAGGCGUAGUGGUCUGUAUCUCCCUCUCUCUAUUCAAUUCCAUCUGUAAUUUUGCUUUAUUGGCAAAAAAUACGUAUUAUAAUUAUAAGAAUGAAUGAUUGCUGUAUAAUAACAAUUGACCUCCCUCUCCCUCCUCUCUCUUACCUCCAGUCCUGAGGGAUGACUUCAGGCAGACACCCAGUGACGUGGUCGUGGCGGCGGGGGAGCCGGCGGUCAUGGAGUGCAUCCCCCCGCGGGGCCACCCAGAGCCCACCAUCUCCUGGAAGAGGAACAACAUGAAGGUCAACGACCAUGACGAGAGGAUCACCGUGAGUCCUAUCCAUCUGUCUAUAGACCUCUGUUUCAUCCUUCUAUACUUUCAUUGUUGUGGCUAUCCCAAAAAGGAGGCCUGUACAGUACAUUCGGAAAGUAUUCAGACCCCUUGACUUUUUCCACAUUUUGUUAUGUUACAGCCUUAUUCUAAAAUUGAUGAAAUUGUUUUUUUCCCCUCAUCAAUCUACACACAAUACCCCAUAAUGACAAAGCAAAAACAGGCUUUUAGAGAUUUUAGCAAAUUUACGGAAAUAUCACAUUUACAUGUGACCCUUUAGUCAGUACUUUGUGGAAGCACCUUUGGCACCUUUGGGUAUGAUGCUAGAAGUUUGGCAAACCUGUAUUUAGGGAGUUUCUCCCAUUCUUCUCUGCAGAUCCUCUCAAGCUCUGUCAGGUUGGAUGGGGAGCGUCGCUGCACAGCUAUUUUCAGGUCUUUCCAGAGAUGUUCGAUCGGGUUCAAGUCCGGGCUCUGGCUGGGCCACUCAAGGACAUUCAGAGACUUGUCCCGAAGCCACUCCUGCGUUGUCUUGGCUGUGUGCUUAGGGUCGUUGUCCUGUUGGAAGGUGAACCUUCGCCCCAGUCUGAGGUCCUGAGCGUCUGGAGCAGGUUUUCAUCAAGGAUGUCUCUGUACUUUGCUCCAUUCAUCUUUACCUCGAUCCUGACUAGUCUCCCAGUCCCUGUCACUGAAAAACAUCCCCAAAGUAUGAUGCUGCCACCACCAUGCUUCACCAUAGGGAUGGUGCCAGGUUUCCUCCAGACCUGACGCUUGGCAUUCAGGCCAAAGAGCUCAAUCUUUGUUUCAUCAGACCAGAGAAUAUUGUUUCUCAUGGUCUGAGAGUCUUUAGGUGCCUUUUGACAAACUCCAGGCGGGCUGUCAUGUGCCUUUUACUGAGGAGUGGCUUCCGUCUGGCAACUCUACCAUAAAGGUCUGAUUGGUGGAGUUCUGCAGAGAUGGUUGUCCUUCUGGAAGAUUCUCCCAUCUCCACAGAGGAACUCUGGAGCUCUGUCAGAGUGACCAUCGGGUUCUUGGUCACCUCCCUGACCAAGGCACUUCUCCCCCGAUUGAUCAGUUUGGCAGGGCGGACAGCUCAAGGAAGAGUCUUGGUGGUUCCAAACUUCUUACAUUUAACCUCUACGGGAUCGGUGUCCCUUUUACGGGACGGUUGUUGCUCAAUAUGCGAUAUGUGACUGGAAUGGUGUUGUAAACAACAGCCAACUUUCCAGGGCAGAAAGCUUAAAUUCUUGUUAAUCUAACUGCAGUGUCCAAUUUACUGUAGCUAUUACAGCUAAAAAAAAGACCAUGCUAUUGUUUGAGGAUAGUGCACAACAACAAAACACUUUUAUCACGGCAACUGGUUUGGUACAUUCACCUCUGAAGGUAAAUAAUGUACUUACAUUCAGUAAUCUUGCUCUCAUUUGUCAUCCUGAGGGUCUCAGAAAUAAAAUGUAGUGUAGUUUUGUUUGAAAAAUCAAUUUUUAUAUUCAAAUGUAGGAACUGGGUUCUACAGUUUGACCUCUUGACUCCACACUCACCCCGCCCGGCCAUCUAGAUGUGUGAAGGUUAGUGUCUUUUCUGUAGGGAAGCUAAUGAUCCAUAAUUUAUGACAUUCCUGGGAGUGUGCAAACUUAAACAUUUAGUGAUGUAAUUCUUCACUGGAUCAGUCUGAAACUUUGCACACAGAUCGCUACCAUCUGGUGGACAACAUCUAAUUUACAUCUAGAAUCCUGCAUCACUGUCUGGCCUUUCUCUUGCAUAAAAAAAAAAAGAAAACAAAUGUUUUUACCAGAUCUAAUGUGUUAUAUUCUCCUACAUUAAUUUCACAUUUCCACAAACUUCAAAGGGUUUACUUUCAAAUGAUAUGAAGAAUAUGCAUAUCCUUGCUUCAGGUCCUGAGCUACAGGCAGUUAGAUUUGGGUAUGUCAUUUUAGGCGAAUAUUGAAAAAAAGGGUCCGAUCCUUAAGAGGUUUUAAGAAUGAUGGAGGCCACUGUGUUCUUGGGGACCUUCAAUGCUGCAGACAUUUUUUGGUACCCUUCCCCAGAUGUGUGCCUCAACACAAUCCUGUCUUGGAGCUCUACGGACAAUUACUUCGACCUCAUGGCUUGGUUUUUGCUCUGACAUGCACUGUCAACUGUGGGACCUUAUAUAGACAGGUGUGUGCUUUUCCAAAUCAUGUCCAAUCAAUUGAAUUUACCAAUCAAGUUGUAGAAACAUCUCAAGGAUGAUCAAUGGAAACAGGAUGCACCUGAGCUCAAUUUUGAGUCUCAUAGCAAAGGGUCUGAAGACUUAUUAUGUAAAUAAGGUAUCUGUUUUAUUUUUUUAAUACAUUUGCUAAAAAAUCUAAAAACCUGUUUUUGCUUUGUCAUUAUGGGGUAUUGUGUGUAGAUUGAUGAGGAAAAUGUAUUUUAAAAAAAAUGCCAUUUUAGAAUAAGGCUGUAACGUAACUAAAUGUGGAAAAAGUAAAAGGGGUCUGAAUACUUUCCGGAUGCACUAUAUAUCUGUCUAUCUAUUAUAUCUAUAAGUACAGUGCCUUCAGAAAGUAUUCACAACCCUUGACUUUUUCCACAUUUUGUUGUUUUACGGCCUGAAUUUAAAAUGGAUAACAUUUUGAUUGUUUUGUCACUGGCCUAAACACAAUACCCCAUACAAACUCAUAAAACAUUUAAAGCUGAAAUGUCUUGAGUAAAUAAGUAUUCAACCCCUUUGUUAUGGCAAGCCUAAAUAAGUUCAGGAGUAAAAAUGUGCUUAACAAGUCACAUAAUAAGUUGCAUGGACUCUGUGUGCAAUAAUGGUGUUUAACAUGAUUUCUGAAUGACUACCUCAUCUCUGUACCCCACACAUACAAUUAUCUGUCAGGUCCCUCAGUCGAGCAGGGAAUUUCAAACCACUAAGAACAGGGAGGUUUUCCAAUUCCUUGCAAAGAAGUGCACCUAUUGGUAGAUGGGUAAAAAUAAAAUAAAAAGCACACAUUGAAUAUCCGUUUGAGCAUGGUGAAGUUAUUAAUUACACUUUGUAUGGUGUAUCAACACACCCAGUCAAGACAAAAAUACAGGUGUCCUUCCUAACUCAGUUGCCGGACAGGAAAGAAACCGCUCAGGGAUUUCACCAUGAGGCCAAUGUUGACUUUAAAACACAUACAGAGUUUAAUGGCUGUGAAAGGAUAAAUCUGAGGAUGGAUCACCAACAUUGUAGUUACUCCACAAUACUAUCCUAAUUGACAGAAUGAAAAGAAGGAAGCCUGUACAGAAUAAAAAGAUUCCAAAACAUGCACCAUGUUUGCAACAAGGCACUAAAGUAAUACUGCAAAAAAUUGGACUUUUUGUCCUGAAUACAAAGUGUUGGCAAAUCCAAUACAUACACAUUACUGAGUACCACUCUCCAUAUUUUCAGGCAUAGUGGCGGCUGCAUCAUGUUAUGGGUGGCGGCUGCAUCAUGUUAUGGGUAUGCUUGCAAUCAUUAAGGACUGGGGAGUUUUUCAGGAUAAAAAAGAAACGUAAUGAAGGUAAGCACAGGCAAACUCCUAGAGGAAAACCUGUUUGUCUGCUUUCCACUAGACACUGGUAGAUUAAUUCACCUUUCAGCAGGACAAUAACCUAAAAUGCAUUGACAAAUCUACAAUGGAGUUGCUUACCAAGAAGACAGUGAUGUUCCUCAGUGACCAAGUUACAGUUUUAACUUAAAUCUACUUGACAAUGUAUGGCAAGACCUGAACAUGGUUGUCUAGCAAUGAUCAACAACCAAUUUGACAGAGAUUGAAGUAUUUUGAAAAUAAUAAUAAUAUAAUUAUUUAUUGUGUGUCCCUUUCAGGAAAUGUGUCUUACAUCUCAACAAACACCAGCAGAGCAUCACCAAUAGGUGCAUAAAUACAUAAAUCACAAGCAAUAACUACAACAGACAACACAAUUGGGCAAAUGUUGCACAAUCCAGGUGUGCAAAGCUCUUAGAGACUUACCCAGAAAUACUUAUGUAAAUUAGAUAUUUAUUUAUUUUAUUUUCAAUUAAUUACCAAACAUUUCUAAAAAUAUGUUUUCACUUUGUCAUUAUGGGGUAUGUUGGGUAGAUGGAUGAGAGAAAACAUAUAUUUAAUACAGUUUGAAUUCAGGCUGCAACACAACAAAAUGUGGAAUAAGUUAAGGGGUAUGAAUACUUUCCGAAAGCACUAUAUGAUAUAGAGACUUGGCAUUGGCAUUUUAAUUUCAUUCAUAGGACAUUUAAUUAUACAAACACAACCAUGUUUUAUUACUGUCACGUUCGUUGAAAGACGGGUCAGACCAAGGCGCAGCGUGAUAUACGUACAUGUUUAUUUACUGAUAAACACCACGACAAAACAACAAAUGAAACGAAACAUGAAGUCCAAGGUAGCACACACAACAUACCUUACACGGAACAAGAUCCCACAACUACACAGUGCCAAUAGGCUGCCUAAGUAUGAUCCCCAAUCAGAGACAACGAGCGACAGCUGCCUCUGAUUGGGAACCACACCGGCCAACAUAGAAAUACACAUACUAGAUAAUACAACAUAGAACAUACACAACAAAGAAUAUACACACCCUGACUCAACAUAUAAGAGUCCCCUGAGUCAGGGCGUGACAGUACCCCCCCCCCAAAGGUGCGGACUCCGACCGCACAACAUAAACAUAACAGGUUAGGGGCCGUGUGGGCAUUCCGCCUCGGAGGCGGAUCCGGCUCUGGGCGUGACGACCUCUCACUCUCCGCCUCCCUGUUGCGCCCCUGGUCUGGUCUGGACCUCGGCGCGCUGCUUCCCCUCUCCUUCCUCCCACGAUACGCCAGGCCCUGUCUGGACCCUGGUGUGGGAGACCCCGAACCUGGAGAGGGGCUGACGUCAUGGUCUGGACUGGAGCCACUGACCAGAGCUGGACUGGGCACCGGUGGAGCGGACUGCUCUGGCUCCGGAGUGGAGCCGCUGACCGGAGCUGGAUCAGGCACCGGUGGAGCGGACUGCUCUGGCUCCGGAGUGGAGCCGCUGACCGGAGCUGGACUGGACCCUGGUGGAGUGGACUGCUCUGGCUCCGGAGUGGCGCAGCUGACCGGAGCGUGAUCAGGCACCGGUGGAGCGGACUGCUCUGGCUCCGGAGUGGAACAGCUGACCGGAGCUGGAUCAGGCACCGGUGGAGAGGACUGCUCUGGCUCCGGAGUGGAGCAGCUGACCGGUGCCGGACCAGGCACCGGUGGAACGGGCACGGGCCGUGCCGGACUGGACAAACGCACCACUGGUCUGGUGCGAGGAGCAGGCACGGGCCAGACUAGGAACACGCACCACUGGCUUGGUGCGAGGGACAGGAACGGGCCAGGCCGGACUGGCGACGCGCACCACUGGCUUGGUGCGAGGAGCAGGAACAGGCCGGGCCGGACUGGCGACGCGCACCACUGGCUUGGUGCGAGGAGCAGGAACAGGCCGGGCCGGGCUGGCGACAUGCACCACUGGCUUGGUGCGAGGAGCAGGAACAGGCCGGGCCGGGCUGGCGACGCGCACCACUGGCUUGGUGCGAGGAGCAGGAACAGGCCGGGCCGGGCUGGCGACGCGCACCACUGGCUUGGUGCGAGGAGCAGGAACAGGCCGGGCCGGGUUGGCAACGCGCACCACUGGCUUGGUGCGAGGAGCAGGAACAGGCCGGGCCGGGCUGUGGAGGCGGACUGGAGGUCUAGAGCGGAGAGAUGGCACAACCCGUCCUGGCUGGCUGCCCACUUUCGCACUACACGUGCGGGGUGCUGGCACAGGACGCACUGGGCUGUGCACGCGCACUGGCGAUACAGUUCGUAGAACUGGCGCAGGAUAUGCGGGACCGAGGAGGCGUACUGGAGACCAGGAGCGUUGAGCCGGCACACCCCGUCCUGGCUGGAUGCCCAUCUUCGCACGGCACGUGCGUGGUGCAAGCACAGGACAUACAGGACUGUGCCGGCACACUGGCGACACAGUACGUAGCUCCGCAUAACACGGAGCUUGCCCAGUCAUACGCCUCUUCGCGUGAGUACGAGGAGUUGGCUCUGCUCUAACCCUAGGCUCCGCCAACCACCCCGUGUGCCCCCCAAAAAAUGUUUCUUGGGGCUGCUUCUCGGACUUCCUCCGUGUUGCCGUUGCUCCUCUCCUGCCUGGGCAUCUAACUUAGCCCAUGGUCCUUUCCCCGCAAAUAUCUCCUCCCAUGACCACAAAUUGGCCACCUGUGACAUGGGCAUGGGCACACUGCUUGGUCCUCGUUUGGUGGGAUCUUCUGUCACGUUCGUUGAAAGACGGGUCAGACCAAGGCGCAGCAUGAUAUACGUACACAAAACAACAAAUGAAACGAAACGUGAAGUCCAAGGUAGCACACACAACAUACCUUACACGGAACAAGAUCCCACAACUACACAGUGCCAAUAGGCUGCCUAAGUGUGAUCCCCAAUCAGAGACAACGAGCAACAGCUGCCUCUGAUUGGGAACCACACCGGCCAACAUAGAAAUACACAUACAACAAAGAAUAUACACACCCUGACUCAACAUAUAAGAGUCCCCUGAGUCAGGGCGUGACAAAUACGCUUCAUAUGUUUGACUAUCUGCCCAUGUGGGAUUUGAACCUGCAAUAUUUGGUUCACAAACCUGGUCUUUUAUCCUCUGCACCACCAGGGAAGCUCUCUUUCAUCAUCUUUUUUCAGUAUAUAGCCAUGGUAGUAUGGCCAAUCAGGAAUUCCAUGCUUCCUUUUUAGCAUUCUUAGACAUAACUAACCCAGGGAAAUACUGGUAAGUGGGUUAUUCACCAUCACUUCACCCAUCCUCUUUAUAUGCUGCAUACUUCUGGGCCCAUAUUUACAAGGUAUCCAAGACUAUGAGGGCUGAGCUAGGAUAACUUUUGCUUUAUAUCUGGGGUGUUUUUUAAAGUUGAACAGUCAAUUUUUACACAAUGUUUUCUUUUUCAUAAAUCUGGACAAAAUAAUGAAAUCUUCUCUUAGGAGAGUAUAUCUGACCCUCAAUUUCACUUGUGUUGUAAAUAAAUAUGGUUACAGAACAUUUUGGAUUGAACUUGCAAUCUUCAGAACUGCAGCUAGAUAAUUAACCCUCUGCACCACCAUGGGACAGCUGUGGCUUAUUUUUUGUAUGGUCAAUCAGGACACAACACAAUUUCUGAUUUGUUAAAAUGUUCCCAUCCUCUUCAUAUGCUGUGUACUUUUAACACUGUACUUUAUGAUUUUCUUUCUUCUCACAUGUUGAGUCUUAUGAAAUGUGAUUUUAGUUGGAUAGAGCUUCCUUUAUGUAACUUGUAUUUUUGUGUAUUCAUAUACUUCUUAAAUACAGACUCCAGAACCUUCAAACUAAAUAUAAUUUUUUAUCAAUUUUGAAUUCAGGCUGUAACACAACAAUAUAUGGAAUAAUUCAAGGGGUAUUAAAUACUUUCUGAAGGCACUGUAUACCUAUAUAGAUGUAGAACCUAGAAUACUUAUAUCUAUACCUCUGUUUCAUCUUUCUAUCAUUUCAGUGUUGUAUCCAUAGACCGUAUGGUUGUAUUCAUUUGUCAGCUGAACACUGGUCAAUGAUGUAUGACAGUUAUAUGCUCAAUGCUAUAAUGGACAAUCAUGUGUAUGGAAUUGCAUUGAUUUUUGAUUAUCGGCAAUGAUGGAAAUGAAUGGAUUAUAUAGCACAUUGAAUUGAAUCUAUUUGAAGGUGUAAUGACGAAAGCAGACCCACCACCACAACAGACCACCUCUCUGCUCUCCCUGAGGCCUAAAGCACUCAGAUACACUAUAUAAUACACUACACACAUAACUCACACUACAGUCACCUAUCUAAAUAGAACCCAGCUAGCACAUAACGUUCUAAGAACCACAUGUUUCUUAGAGCUUGGUGAGAGCAUGGUUGUCCUUUGGUUAAUUUGCAAACAAUCUUCCCACAACUUUAUGGGAGUGGUGCACGAUAGUUGCUUGGCUUUGGAACAUUCUCAGCACAUUUAAGGAACUUUACAAAAUAAAAAUAUAUAUAAUAUUGGUAUUUCAUUACUUUAACAGAAACUUUCCUAAAAGUUCAAACAUCUUUACAUUUAAUUUAAUACAUAGUUCAGAGAACAUUAAGAAACAAUGUUCUUAUGUGGGAAUUUCUGUACUUAAGCACAACGUUUCCUACAGGUUUCCUCAUGGUUCUAUUUAAAGUCAUGUUCUCAAAUUGUUCCGAGAACGUUAAUAAAACUUUCCAUAAAAACCACAAGAAAACUAAUAUAAUAUAAUAUAAUAUUCAUUCUGUUCUCAGCAUCAACCAAAUUAUCUAUCCUCUAUCUUGUUAAGUGUGUUCAGGUGUGUUGGCCACACCCACUAAUUGGCUACAACUGAUCUUAAAGAGUGCUUGUUUCCUUUGAAAUGGGGUCUGUUUGAAAAGACAAAAAUGAACAGCUUUGUAUGCGUAAAAAACAACAACAUAGCAUGCUAGCUCCAUCGUUGUGGUGAAGUGGGUUAAUUCCAUGGAUAAAGAACAGGAGUUUAUAGGUUUGAAUCUCUCUGAUGCCUUGUCACAAUAAAAAAUAAAUGCAUUUGCAUAAUUAAUGCCUAAUGAAAUUAAUUUCCAUGUGUCCUAUUUGGAGUUCAAAAAAUUUAACCCAAAAUAAGAUAGUAAUUUUAGAAGUAGUUUUAUUGAAACAUAAUUUCUUUUCUCAGAGUAUUAAUAAGACCUCACAGAAAAACUUUAAAGGAACUAGAGUAAAACAUUAUCAGAACCUCCCUGCAACCUAAAAAUACAAGUUUAAAAAACGCUCUGUUUUACUUGUCAGGAAACGUAUGGCUUCGAAGACACAACCAAUCUGAAACCAAAAACAUACGUUCCCACAACUUCCAAGGAACCAAAUGUGCUAGCUGGGAAGGCUCUUGUUAUAUGUAUUCCAUAUUUGUUGGGAGAGAGAAAUAGAAAGUGGGGUGGGGUGAGGUGAGGUUGGAGAAAGAGAGAGACAGAAACAGAAAGAGAGUAGGGUGGGAGAGAGGGGGGAGAGUGAGAAGGAAAGAGAGAGAGGAAAUGUGAUGCUAGGGCUGUGGAGAGAGAGAGAUUGAGUGAGAGAGAAUAAGAGAGAGAGGGAGGGAGGGAGAGAAAGAGAGACAAGGAGACAACCACAAUCAGACACAGAUAACCAAAUGCCUAAAAUGUUGUUCACUCAAUAUAUAACAUGACAGAGUGAAUGGCCUUGGGGACAUGACAAGAACAUCAUCACUCUUCCCCCUGUGGUGGCUUUUAAGGGGACACUGUGGCUUACUUCUUGACCAGUGGAGGCUGCUGAGGGGAGGACGGCUCAUAAUAAUGGCUGCAACGGCAUCAAACCAUGUGUUUGAUGUAUUUGAUACCAUUCCACCUGUUCCAAUCCAGCCAUUACCAAGAGCCCGUCCUCCCCAAUUAUGGUGCCACCAAGCUCCAGUGUUCUUGACUAACAUGCUUGUUUAUUCCCUUCCCCUCCAUCUAUCUAUAGAUCCGAGGAGGAAAGCUGAUGAUUUCAAACACGAGGAAGAGCGAUGCGGGCAUGUUUGUGUGCGUGGGCACCAAUAUGGUAGGGGAAAGGGACAGCGACCCAGCAGAACUAGUGGUGUUUGGUGAGUUUCAACAUGUCUAGCAACAUGUUAAGUUGUCUCUCUCCUCCUCCUCAAAUUCACAUUCAAAUGCUCUUGCAUCUGUGUUUCCUCUUCUCCCUCUGUUGCUCACUUUUUAUCUUCUACUGUGAAUUCAUCAUCUUUUCCCUACUUCUCCCACUCUCCAAUCUUACCCCCCUCCUCUUUUGUCUCGCCAUCUUUCUCUCCUUAUUUUGCUUUUUCUCCCUCUUUCUUCCUUAACUUAGCUCUCUCUCUGACCAUAUCUGUCUCUCUGUCCGUCUGUCAGAGCGGCCCAUGUUUGUUAAGCGUCCGGUGAACCAGGUGGUGUUGGCUGAUGACACAGUGGACUUCCUGUGUGAGGCCCAUGGAGACCCCGCCCCCACCAUCCGCUGGAGGAGAGAGGAGGGAGAGCUGCCCCGCGGCAGGUGAGGAUCCACACAAACACACACACAUAGAUAGAUACACACACAGCAUUACAUUAGCAUUGGUCACCAGAAAUCAAUGAGGGUGAAUGGAUCCCAGUUAGCAUACAGUACCAUCCUAUCAGCUUUGCUCUGCUGCUGCUGUUGUUGUUGCAGGUCAGAGAUCCACAGUGACCACAGCUUGCGUCUGACCCAGGUCCGGGCUGAAGACGAGGGCACCUACACCUGUGUGUCUGAGAACAGCGUGGGAAAGGCAGAGGCAUCGGGCAGCCUGCAGGUCCAC